Messenger RNA from Heteronotia binoei (common prickly gecko), 1139 nucleotides. RefSeq names its product 3 beta-hydroxysteroid dehydrogenase/Delta 5-->4-isomerase type 1-like. The coding region runs from base 12 to 1139 and encodes 375 amino acids. The record is from RefSeq and is a predicted model, not a curated record. Gene Ontology annotation, biological process: steroid biosynthetic process. The transcript is spliced from 3 exons. Gene Ontology annotation, molecular function: 3-beta-hydroxy-Delta5-steroid dehydrogenase (NAD+) activity. NCBI's taxonomy places the organism in Eukaryota, Metazoa, Chordata, Lepidosauria, Squamata, Gekkonidae.
ACUCUGCUGCCAUGUCCCUGGCUGGCGUGAAGUGCUUGGUGACGGGAGCCGGUGGAUUUCUCGGCCAAACGAUUGUUUGCCAGUUGCUGGGGGAAAACCUGGCUGAGGUUCGCGCCUUGGACAAAGCUUUCAGCUCAGAGACACUUCAGCGCUUUGCAGAUCUGAAGAGCACAACUCUCUUGACAAUCAUGAAAGGGGAUAUCCGGGACACGUCGUUCCUUCGGAAAGCUGUCCAUGGGAUCUCGCUCGUCAUACACUCCGCUUGCAUCAUUGACUUCUUGGGCGAGGUCGAGAAGCGCGUGUUGUGGGACAUCAACGUGGCAGGUACACAACUGCUGCUGGAAAUGUCCCUCCUCCACGACGUCAAAUACUUCAUCUACACCAGCAGCCUUGAAGUGACAGGCCCAAACCGCAAAGGUGACCCCAUAUACGACGGGGACGAAGACUCCAUCUACCAAGUCACCAACGGAUUUCCUUAUGCCGAAACGAAGAGAGAGGCGGAAAAGGCUGUGCUGGAGUUGGACGGGCUGCCGCUGAAGGACGGCAGCAGCUUCGUGACCUGCGCGCUGAGGUCCAUGUACCUCUACGGCGAAGGCAGUUCUUUCCUCCUGAAGCACGUCGACGAAGCCAUCUUAAACAACAAAGUCUUCUCGAGGAUGUCCCAAAAGGAGGCGCUCGUCAACCCGGUCUAUGUGGGGAACGCCGCUUGGGCUCACGUCCAAGCGGCCAAAGCCAUGAGGAAUCCGGAGAAAGGCAAGCAGAUCCGAGGACGCUUCUAUUACAUCGCGGAUGACACUCCCCAUUUCAGCUACGCAGACUUCAAUCACGAGCUGGCCAAGGAGCUGGGGUUCGGCGUAGAGCCCAAGCUAGCAAUGCCCCUGACGAUGCUUUACUGCUACGCUCUGCUCUUGGAGAUCGUGAGCUUCCUGCUCCGGCCUUUCGUCAGGUACGUCCCCAGCUUCAACCGCCACCUGUUGACUUUGCUGAACACCCCGUUCACCUUUUCCUUCAAGAAGGCGCAACGGGAUUUCGGCUACAAGCCCCGCUACAGCUGGGAAGAGGCCAAGCAGCGCACCGGCCGCUGGAUCGCUGAGGUGACCUUAGAGAGGGCCGCCUCCCUGAAAAGCAGGAAAGUCUAA